AUACGACGGAAGGGGGAAGCUGCUAUGGAGGUAGAAAUAUUAUAAGAGGAGGCGAGGUUCUCUAGGGGCGGUACAUCGACGGUGGAGGCGCUUGAGGAGAAUAGUUUUGCUUUAUUGAGCAGCACGGCGGAAGAAGAUGGAGGCGAUCGAGACAAAGGGAUUGUUGCCCAGAAGUUAGACGAGUGAAAGGGACUCGGUGAAGGAAAUCAUGAAGAACUUGGCAGAAGCGCCACUACUGAUCUACUUGUAUUCAGACGAAAACAAGAAGAAGUUGGAAAUGGAGAAGGCGGUGGAGGAGGGGAUUGGAAGAAGUUGAUUGCAAAUUGGAAGAAGCAGGAGUUAUUGCUGCUGGAAAGGGUCAUUUUCAUCGAGCAACUCCAGGAAGACGGGAGAGUCGUCGAGCUAGGGGCAGUAGAAGAAAGGAAUUAAAUUAAACUUCAUCUCUGUCAAAAAAUGACAGAAGGCGAAAGGUUGGAUUCGGUCACCCAAUUCGUCCAUUUAGCUUGCACUCUCUAAUCCUCAGUUUGUCUUCCUAAUUUUUACCAUCUCCGCCUCCAUUGACGCUCUUUCCCUGCAAAUUCCCAGUUGAACUCUCAAUUCACAACUUUUGACGAGCUCCUACCAAUGCCUCAAAUGGUCCCGCAACCUCCUCUCCAAUCUCCUCGCUAACCUCGACCUCCUCUCCAACAAAGGAAACUUCUUCAUCCGUACCAAGAACAUCGAGAAGGUCGAAUGUGAGGCCUAUGUCGACAUUCCCAAGGACAAAAUCAUCCCCGAAUACGGGCUCUGCGUCGCUCUUUCCUAGGAAGGCAAGGAGAAAGACACUAAAGGGAAGUUCAUGCUCAAAUUCGAUGAAUCUGUGGAUACCACUUACAUCAACGACUAAGGAGGAAUUGCGAUGUUUUCCACAUCAGCAUGCUAACUUUACCUCUCAGCCUAUCUAGGAUUUGCGAUGUUUUCCACAUCAGCAUGCUAAGGGCGUAUCGAUCUAACCCUGAGCAUGUGAUUAGGCAUGAGGAAAUCAAAUUGGAGGAUGAUUUCACGUAUGCGGAGGUCCCAGUUCAGAUCGUGGAUAUGCAGGAAAAGGAGUUGAGGAGGAAGAAGAAAUUCAUUCCGAGCAAUUCACGACUAUGCCCACAGCUAUGACCCGGGCCGUGAAGAAAUCUUCAAGACGACCCCAAAGAGACACCGGAUCAUUUAACUAUUGGGAUAGGGUUUAGUUCACGGGUGGCCCCACUGUUGUGACCGCACCCGUGAACGACCCUAUGCCUUAUUUAUUUAAGCGUCUCUAAUCGGAUUGAAGAGAGGAGUUCAGCAAAAAACCCUAAAAUUGAAC
This is a messenger RNA of Linum trigynum, 1336 nucleotides long. The record is from the annotation of a GenBank genome assembly. Lineage: Eukaryota; Viridiplantae; Streptophyta; Magnoliopsida; Malpighiales; Linaceae.